CACCGUGCCCCACAGUGCCCCACCGUGCCCUACAAUGUCCUACCGUGCCCCACCGUGUUCCCUGAGGUCCCCAAGCCAAAGCACCGUACCCGGUCCGUGAUGCUGCCACCCGCCCCGUUCACCCUCCCCGGCCGCCCCUUCCCGAGCCUCCCCGCUCCCCGCGCUUGAGGCGCGCCGGGUGCGAGCCCCCGUGCCCGGGGAAGGCCGGGGGCAGCCCCGCCGGGCGGGAGCAGGAAGCGCCCGGAGCCGCCCCGUCGGGGCCGCCGCGAUUGCGGCUCCGCGGGCAGCGCGACCCGGCCGGGCUGCGGGGCCUGCGGGGGGCGAGGACGGGGGAAGCCCCGGGAGCCGCUGUUGCUGCGAUGGGGCCGCCCCGGCCGAUCACGGAGGUAGCGGGGGACAGCGGAGGGGACAAUGCGGGACUGCGGGGGUCCCGUCCCACCCGGUGCGCUCGGGGUGGGGGGGGAGGCCCCGGUCCCGCCCGUGCCGCUGCCGCCGCGGAGCCGCCAGGAACUGCCCUGGGUUUUCCUGCCCGUCCGGUCCCGUCCCAUCCCGGCGCGGGGCCGGGCCCGGCGGGGCGCAGCCCGGGGACCCCGGCCCGGUAUCGGUUCUGCUUUCGGGGGAGGCGGCGAUUUCGCAGUAACGGGGGGCGGGUGCCACCUGCCCCGGGGAUUCCCCACCUGCCGCCGCCCCAUAAGAACCCGGUGGCGGCGCCGGUGGCGGCACCGACCCGCCAUGGACCCGCUCCGACGCCUCUGCCUCUGCCUCCCGCUGCUGCUGCUGCUGCCGGCGCCCGCGGCCCCGGCCCCGGCCCCGGUCCCGGUCCCCGGCCCCAACUGGGCCGCCUGCAAGAGCCUCUCUCGGGAGCUGUCGGGGCUGGUGGCGACCCUCAAAGAGCCCCACGGAGUCCUGGAGGACACGCACCUGAGCGAGGAGGACCCCAAGAACUGGCCCCCCCGGAUCCGCUGCAGCGACGCCUGCGACCCCUCCAAUCUGGACACCAACAACACGCGCUGCCUGCACCGCAUCCUCCAGGGGCUGCAGCACUACCGGGACCUGCUGAGCUCCGACAUCUUCACCGCCCGGCGCCUGCCCCCGCUGGAGGCCGCCCUGGAGCAGCUGCUGGGGCUGGUGCAGAAGGAGCCCGCCCGCCCGCCCCGGCGCCCCAUGGCCCGCAGCGAGCCCUGGGCUCAGCCCCUGCUGCAGCGCCUGGCGCUCCAGCGCCUCCAGUCCUUCAGCACCAUCAUGAGCCGCGUCUUCACCCACAGCGCCGGCCCCCGCUGAGGCCCGGGGGGGGGGCCCGACUAUUUAUUCCCCUCCGGAGGGGUUAUUUAUGUGCUGUUGGACGCUAUUUAUCGCGGGUAUUUAUGGGUUGCGAAUAAAGGGCUGAAGGAG
This is a messenger RNA of Pezoporus occidentalis (night parrot), 1392 nucleotides long. RefSeq names its product interleukin 23 subunit alpha (gene IL23A). Gene Ontology annotation, molecular function: cytokine activity. The record is from RefSeq and is a predicted model, not a curated record. The transcript is spliced from 4 exons. Lineage: Eukaryota; Metazoa; Chordata; Aves; Psittaciformes; Psittacidae. Gene Ontology annotation, biological process: positive regulation of T-helper 17 cell lineage commitment; positive regulation of T cell proliferation; immune response. The coding region runs from base 412 to 1281 and encodes 289 amino acids. Gene Ontology annotation, cellular component: extracellular region; interleukin-23 complex.